GUAUACGCCGUUUUAAGCUUUGUCAUUACCUGGUAUAUCCUGAACCUCACCUUCCCUCUGUCUCCGGACUCUUUGCGAACCGACUAUAAGGUAUCCAGCAACCGCCCUUUCUACUUCUGACACGACAACCACUCGCCCGUAGAAGCACGCGAUAUUAUCUAUCUCAUAUUAUCAUCCAAUAUCCCCCACGGACUGCAGUGUCCUCGCAUCUUGGCGACUUCAGCUCAUCAUGUCGGCGGCCCAACCGCGGACCAAGUCCCCCGAGGACAUUGGGGAAUCCAAAUGCGCGAUCGAUGACACCGUGUACGAGGACGAGGCCAUCGUGGAAGGUCGGAGGACAAAGUCUGUCGAACAUAAGCGGAAACAGCAUGAUCCGACUAUACUACGUGUCCAAGAAACCGUUCCCUUCCACUUCAGUCCCAUAUUCCUGCCACUUACCCCCUCGAACGUGGACUCUUGUGUGGCGUUAGAGAAUGCCGCUUUCAGAAAUCCGGACCACCGCUGUACCCCAGAGAAGUUUGAAUACCGCCUCACCACCGGGUCAGACAUUUGUUUCGGCCUUUUUUGCAGUGUGAAACCGGCGGAAGCUCGAGCCUUCGGGCUGGAAACCAUCGAGUUCGCGAAACCCGUCGAGACGAACCGCGAGGAUGGCGAAGUCUUUGUCCUAUGUGCCCAUGUCAUCUCAACCAUGGGCAAAGGCCCGGUCGUCACGGAUAACGAUAUGAAGUAUCCCACCAAUUGGCGUGAUGCCUCCGCUCCCAAGGAACUCGGAAAUCAGCUGGAUGGCAGGACGGUCUGCGUCCACUCCCUGGCCGUGUCGCCCAAGCUUCAGGGCACUGGUAUUGGGAAACUUGCCAUGGCAUCGUAUAUACAGAUCAUGAAUGAAUCCGGCGUGGCGGACCGCAUUGCCCUCCUUUGUCAAGAGCACUUGAUCGGAUACUACGAAGAACUUGGAUUCGAGAACCUGGGAGAAAGCAAGGCCACUUUUGGUGGAGGAGGAUGGUACGACAUGGUGAUGGAAUUGGAGGGACCGUCCUCGAAAGACUAGUAUGGCUUUGACAGGUCUGGCCUGAUUCGAACCCCGAGAGUUUACGUCUAGCCGGUUUGUGGUGGCGCUAUGGGGACUUUGACCUACAGCGAUUGAUUUUAUAUCCUCGUCUGUAUUCUUAUUCACGAGACACCAAGGAGACUUGGCGAGUCCAGGUUGGUAUUUGGGGACAUUCUAUGACCCUGUUUUACAUCAGCGUGUUGGUAGAGGUUUUGUUUCUUUUACAAUAGGCGGGCUCUUUAGCCCAGACCACGAUG
This is a messenger RNA of Sodiomyces alkalinus F11, 1305 nucleotides long. RefSeq names its product polyamine acetyltransferase. Lineage: Eukaryota; Fungi; Ascomycota; Sordariomycetes; Glomerellales; Plectosphaerellaceae. The transcript has 4 exons. The coding region runs from base 230 to 1048 and encodes 272 amino acids. Gene Ontology annotation, molecular function: aralkylamine N-acetyltransferase activity. The record is from RefSeq and is a predicted model, not a curated record. Gene Ontology annotation, cellular component: cytoplasm.